Lithohypha guttulata is the source of this 891-nucleotide messenger RNA. RefSeq lists its product as uncharacterized. The transcript has a single exon. NCBI's taxonomy places the organism in Eukaryota, Fungi, Ascomycota, Eurotiomycetes, Chaetothyriales, Trichomeriaceae. Bases 1 to 891 code for a protein of 296 amino acids. The record is from RefSeq and is a predicted model, not a curated record.
AUGGCUACUCUGCCUCGCUUGAACCGUAGCCAACCACUCUCUGACUUCGUCAAGGCCCUCGAGCAGCAUGGUUGCCUCGUGAUCACUGACUUUACAGAUAAGCAGACGGUUGACCAAGCUAACACCGAAGUCAGACCUCACCUAGACGCUCAAACCAAUGGCGCAAAGGUCGGAGCACUUUCAGGGAAUACUCAAACAGUGACCCGGCUAAUUAGUCGAUCACCAACUGUUCGAGAGAAGUUCUAUGCCGAUCCACUAUAUCAAAAUCUUUGUGAGCACUUUCUUACGCUCGAGACAACGACGUUCUAUGGUGAUGAGGCAAGGACGAGCAAGAGCCAUCCCUUGUUAAGCAUCGCAAUCACGUUUGCCAUUCCACCAGGAACACCUGCACAAGGACUUCAUCGCGACGACAAGAAUCACCAUCAUCGACAUACAGCUGUUGAGCAAUACAAUCAUGGCCGCGACAUGCUACUCGGUUUGUUCGUGCCAGGAUGUGAUACGUUCAGAAAGAACGGGGCUACGAGGGUCGUGCCAGGCUCGCAUCUAUGGGGGGACGACAAGCCGGACUUUGGUAAUGUUAACAAGACAGUCGUCAACGCAGAGAUGAAGGUUGGUGAAGCAUUCAUUAUGCUUGGGAGCACAUAUCAUGGUGGAGGUGAGUACGCGGAAGCACUAAGCGGGAAUACCUCGAGUAUGGGCGAGAGACGUAUAGUCUACGCCAUGUUUUCAUGCUCGGGUGUGCAUAGGCAGGAGGAGGUGAGCUUCUUGUCGUAUUCGAUUGAGGAAGUAAGAGGUUACUCGAAGCUGGUCCAGGAUAGAUUGGGGUGGAAGCAGAGUGAGCCGAACCUUGGAUGGGUGGAUCUGAAGAGUCCUGAGUUUAUGUUGGCUUGA